AUGUAUGUAUUUCGCACAUCUUCUUUCUCUUUCUUUUCCUCUUCAGCGAUUAACUACAACUACAACUACAACUACAACUACAACUACAACUACAACUACAACUACAACUACAACUACAACUACAACUACAACUACAACUACAACUACAACUACAACUACAGCUACAACUACAACUUCAACUAUACUACUACUAUAAUUACUAUUAUCUUCUACUACACUACAUACUAUCUUCUACUAUUCACUCUUCACACUGUCAUCACCCCUCACAGGCUAUCAUCUCAUCAAAUUGUAACAAGAGGGUUGCCAUACAGCUUUAUAAUGUCUGACAUUCAUCACAUUGCUUCUCAGUUUAUCAAAGUCAUAGCAGCUGUGAUCUUUGAAGAACUGUUUCUUUAUUGA
Messenger RNA from Histoplasma mississippiense, 399 nucleotides. RefSeq lists its product with no specific name. The record is from RefSeq and is a predicted model, not a curated record. The transcript has 2 exons. The coding region runs from base 1 to 399 and encodes 132 amino acids. Lineage: Eukaryota; Fungi; Ascomycota; Eurotiomycetes; Onygenales; Ajellomycetaceae.